AUGUCGAAGAAGAUGAUCGAGUUGAAGAGCUCCGAUGGUGAUUCGUUUACGAUCGACGAAGAUGUCGCAACCCAAUCGCAGACGCUAAAGAAUAUGGUUGACGACGAUUGCGUGAAGACCACAAUCCCGCUUCAGAUCACAAGCAAGAUCCUGAAGAUAGUGAUCGAGUACUGCGAGAAGCACAAGCACGUCGUCGUUUCUGAUUCUUCGACCGUAGAAGAGAGCAAAGAAGAUCUCAAGAAGUGGGACGCUGAGUUCAUGAAGACGAUUGAACAUUCUAUCCUCUUUGAUGUGAUGAUGGCUGCGAAUUAUCUCAACAUCCAAAGCCUUCUUGAUCUCACAUGUCAAACUGUCGCCGAUUUGCUCUCAGCAGGCAAGACUCCAGAAGAGCUUCGUGCACAGUUCAACAUCGUGAAAGAUUUAACAGAUGAGGAAGAAGCUGAUAUUCGCUGGGAGAACCAAUGGGCUUUCGAGUGAGAGCUACUGAUCGAUAUCAAAAAGUUCUUGAUCGAUGUACCUGGUGACUUCUUUUAGUGUGUGCGUUUUCAGUUUUAUUCAUGCAACGUAGAUGAUGACUUCGUCUAUAUCUCUCUUCUUUUAGUGUGUGGGUUUUCAGUUUUAUUCAUGCAAUGUAGAUGAUGAAGACUUCGUCUAUAUCUCUCUUCUUUUAGUGUGUGCGUUUUCAGUUUUA
This is a messenger RNA of Camelina sativa (false flax), 691 nucleotides long. RefSeq names its product SKP1-like protein 5. Gene Ontology annotation, biological process: ubiquitin-dependent protein catabolic process. The record is from RefSeq and is a predicted model, not a curated record. NCBI's taxonomy places the organism in Eukaryota, Viridiplantae, Streptophyta, Magnoliopsida, Brassicales, Brassicaceae.